UAUAAGGAACUCUUUGACUUUUGGGUUAAUUAUGACAACGAUUUCAUAUUUGCGGCCGGAUUUUGUGAACAAACAAAUCGCAAAUUAGAGCCACCGGUCGGUAUCAGUGAUGAAGAGUUCAAUUGGAAUCAAUAUUUACAGCAAACGCGAGCCGUGGCGGCGCCCAAACACCUCUUCUCGUCUUCCAGUUCUCAUCAAUCGCUUCCUCCGAACGGAUUCCAAAUAGGAAUGAAGUUGGAAGCCGUCGAUAGGGCUAACACUGCUCUCGUAUGUGUGGCCACUAUUGCAGAUAUUAUUGACAAUUGGCUUCUCAUUCACUUUGACGGAUGGGAUGACAGUUACGACUAUUGGGCCGAAACUACAUCUCCAUUCAUUCACCCGGUUAACUGGUGUCGCACAAAAGGUCGGUCUCUGACUCCACCGAAAGAUUAUUACCGAUCGAGUGAGAAGUUUUCGUGGGAGGAGUACCUCUCGGAAUCCAAAUCACACGCAGUCUCUCCC
Oppiella nova is the source of this 501-nucleotide messenger RNA. The record is from the annotation of a GenBank genome assembly. NCBI's taxonomy places the organism in Eukaryota, Metazoa, Arthropoda, Arachnida, Sarcoptiformes, Oppiidae.